Molecule: messenger RNA, 1086 nt
Organism: Adineta steineri
Lineage: Eukaryota; Metazoa; Rotifera; Eurotatoria; Adinetida; Adinetidae
Source: the annotation of a GenBank genome assembly
AUGAAUCGUUCAUUAACAGUUGAAGAACGUAUAACAUUUUUUAUACAAUUAACAAAUAGUAUAUUUCCAUUAGUUAUCUUACCAUUAGCAACAAUUGGUAAUUCACUUUGUUUUUUUGUAUUUUGUCGUCGUAAAUUUCAAAAACGUUUAACACGUACAUCAUCUAUAUGUAUACGUUUAUUAUGUGUAAAUGAUUUAAUUCUAUUAUAUUUAUUUAUUAUUGAUAUUUUCUUAAAAGUUUAUAUGACACCAUCCAUACGUAUUUAUUCAACACCAAUAGCAUGUCGUUUAUAUAAAUGUAUACGUUAUUCAAUAUUAGAUUUUUCUGCCUAUAUACAAUUAGGUUUAACAACAGAUCGAUUUAUUUGUUGUGUAUAUCAUUCAUAUUAUACACGUUGGCGUAAACGAAAUUAUCUAUAUUAUUUAUUAAUUAUUGCAUUUGUAUGUAUUGUUUUGAAGAAUACUUCAUUUUUAUCUUCAUCCUAUGGUUAUUAUUCAAUAAAUAAUAAAAAUCAUACGAUUAUUAGAUGUUCAGUUAAAAUUCACGCAAUUUAUUUUACAAAGUAUAUGGCCUAUGGACAAUCAUUAAUUGAUGUUAUUUUUAUAACUUGUUUACCAUUUUUUCUUAUACUUUAUUUUAAUUCACGAAUUUUAAAAGAAGUUGUACGUUUACGUACGGAAUGUUGGAGUACAUUAUCAAGAAUUAUGAUUAUGACACCAAGACAUUGUGAAAAUUCAUUUUCAAUAACAACAAAUAUUCCAACAUUUAGUUCAACAACAAAUACAACAGUUAUUAUAACACGUCAUCGUGCAAGAGAUCGACGUUUACAUUUAACAUUUGCUCUUGGAUGUAUAUCAUUUCUAUUUAUAUUCAGUACAGCACCCUAUAAAUUAUUUAAAAUUGUUGAACGACAUGAUAAAGUUAUGCGUGAUCAUUUUGAAAAUAGUGCAUUAAAAUCAAUUCGUAUACAAUUAGCUGAAGUUCUUAUUGAUUGUUUUGUUUAUUUAUCAUGUUCAACGCCAUUUUUUGUUUGUUUUGUAACAUCGAGUAUUUUUCGAGAUGAACUACGUCGAGUUUUUCAAUAA